CACACCUCCACCCUUCACAAACCCAAAAGCCAAAAACCGCCAGAGAAGGAAAAAAAUGCAUCUCCUUGCCACUCUCCUUGUCACCCUCCCCUUCGUGGCCUCAGUCUCCGCAUGGACUAAUCUCGUCCCAACGUGCCAGACGCCACCUGCACACUGGGGUCGAAACGGCAACUGCGCACCAGUAGAUAGAGAUAGGUGUAUUACUAAUACUGCGAUUUGUCGGCUUUUUGGGAAAAGAGGACAAGGGAGAAGAAAGAUGAAAAAGAUGAUGGUUAAUGGAAAUGAUAGUGUCCUGGACAACUUCGCUUGCAUUCAACGUGGGCGGCGCCGAAUGGAAGGUGUGAUUGUUGGUGUUCGAAUGCGUGAUUUAAGAUGGAUUAAGUUCAAGUGGUUCAAGACGGGGCCAGCCAAGGAGAGAAAGAAGGUGCAUAAAUAA
Molecule: messenger RNA, 436 nt
Organism: Bipolaris sorokiniana ND90Pr
Lineage: Eukaryota; Fungi; Ascomycota; Dothideomycetes; Pleosporales; Pleosporaceae
Exons: 4
Coding region: 56-436 (126 amino acids)
Source: RefSeq, a predicted model, not a curated record